Cloeon dipterum is the source of this 6274-nucleotide messenger RNA. RefSeq names its product rough deal (gene rod). The transcript is spliced from 37 exons. Gene Ontology annotation, biological process: mitotic sister chromatid segregation; protein localization to kinetochore involved in kinetochore assembly; mitotic spindle assembly checkpoint signaling. The record is from RefSeq and is a predicted model, not a curated record. Gene Ontology annotation, molecular function: small GTPase binding. NCBI's taxonomy places the organism in Eukaryota, Metazoa, Arthropoda, Insecta, Ephemeroptera, Baetidae. Gene Ontology annotation, cellular component: cytoplasm; RZZ complex; kinetochore microtubule. Bases 118 to 6066 code for a protein of 1982 amino acids.
GAUGUUUUAGCGCGCAUUUCACAGCUGCAUCGAAUUCAUAGUCUGUUUUCCUGACAGGUGACAUUGACAGAGUUUAAAUUCGUUUUAUUUUCGUACUAUGAAGAAAGAGACACCAAGAUGUCGGAAGAAGUGAACGCAGACUUCAACUCUGAUGAUGAAACAAAACACUUUGGCAAGAGACAAGUUGCUGAAAUAAGUGGUGGUGUAUUUGAAUGCCACUCACUCGCCUCUUUUGGAAUAGAUAGUGAAGAUGGAGACAUAUUGUUUCAAGUCAACAGCGUUGCAGGCCCUUUAUCGACAGCAAUUGCCAUCAAUUCCAAAAUAUAUAUAAUUAAUUUUGCGAAUGAAACAUCGGUUGAAACCUUGGGACUUGAUGAAAAUGUAGACUGUGUUGGCUGUACUGAGGAUGGGAAAUACUUGAUUGCUGCCCUGACAAACGGAUUUCUGUUAAUAUAUGAGAUAGCAUCAGCGACGCAGAUAUUUUCAGAAACCAUUGACGUUGCAGUCAAUAAACUGAAAACAUUCUGCUCGAUUUGUUGCUCCAAGGAUGAAUGCAACCGAGUUUUGGUGGUCACAACCAAUGGGACCAUUGUUAACAUCACAAUUUCAGAACAUGCAACUGUUGAUGUUAAAAUUGUGCAAACCAAUGAGAUGGACAAUGUCUCCUGUGCCUCCUUGAUUGCUUCCCCCUCUGGAAAUCUCAACAUAGCUCUUGGCGGCUCCAAAGUUGUCCUUUACUCGACUGACUCUUUUGAAGAUAUCUCCACAUUCCCUAUAAUUGAUGAAAACAUGUCCAUCAAAAGUUUAUGCUUCUGUCCUGACUCGGACUGCUUAUUAGCGCUAUUCCGAAACGGUUGCAUAUCAAUGAUGUGUCCUCAAACAUUGAUUUCCUUCAACGUGCUAGAAAUAUCUGGUUUGGUCCACGAACUUACUCUAAUCUCAAGCACUGAGACCAGCUCUGAGAAAAUUCUUGUGCUGUCAAGUUUGGAAAAGUCAUCAUCAAUAACUAUGAUUGAAACAAAUGGAUUCAGAGAGGUAUACUCAUUUAGCGUUGGCCAAGGAGUGCAUCUUGUAGAUCACAGCGGUCUCUCUGAUGAUGUGAUGUUUUUGGAAAGAGACGCCAGAGAAGAGCAUAAAAAACAGUUAUUGCUGAGGACCAUAGCAAAAAGUCGGCCAGAUUUCCAUAUGAAUAGACUUCUUCGUCAGACAAAGUUUUCUGAAGCACUCACUUUUGCAUCGAAGUACAAGCUUGACUUGCAGCUUGUGCACAAGGCAGAGGUCACUCAUCUCGUCAAUAAUGUGGUGAAAGAUGACACGUUUCCUAAGUUAAUGAAUGCCCUGAAGAAGAUAGAUGAUGCUCCUUUUGUUGCUGAAUGUUGCCUCAGAGCGAAAAUGAACUCCCAUUCUGACACCAUGGAGUUGUUACAAUUUGCUCUUGAGAAAAUCUCUAAUUUGGACUGCAGCCUUGAUUUGCAGAAGCAACUCUAUCAAGCUGCAAGAAGGCUUGAGACAUUCUGUCUACUCGCUGAUGACCAGCAAAAUUGGCUGGACUUCUACGAUGGGAACUUACUGGGAAUUCUGAUAGGUUUCUUAACUCAGGGCAACAGCGUUCACGCUGGAAUAUUGUGGCGUCAGAAUGAGCAAGAGCUUUUGCAGUGCCUCACAUCAGAAACCAUUCCAGAUGUUCUUAACGUCAUUUCCACCAAAACUGACUUGGCACUUGCUAUUGCCUGGUUUGAAGUCUUUGUCCCUAGCGUGCUACAGCACAUGCCGCAAAUUCUACAUGCUGUUGCAAAAAUUUUGUGCAAAAGAGUUAGUUUGUGUGCAUACAAACCCUCUAAAAAUUGGCCCUCUGAAGCUCUGAAGUUCUGCCAAAAGGCAAUUGCUGUGGUUGAGCCAAAGAGUUUCUACGAGCCUUCUGGAUGGCUUAAAGAGUGGCAGAAUCAGCGUUCUUUGCCUGAGUCGCCAACUAAAGAGCUUUACAUCAUGCACAAGGCUCUCUCAGAUUUAAGUUUGUUCAAGGAAAAAUUAGCAGUCACAAUGAAUUUGGAAGAAUACGCUCAACUUUCAACCAUCGAAGGCAUCCACACACUGCUGAAGAAAAUACACUCAAAUAAAUUUCCAGAACUCUUUAGCAACUUUAAGACACUGAUUCCUAAUAGUAAUGUUGAUCCUGAGGAAGUCAUAUCUACAUUUGUAGAAAUGCAUGUCUACGCUGGCUCCAAAAUAUUUGACUCAGCUAUCUGGGAGGAAAAAAUAAUAGCUUUGAUUGAGUUCCUCACAAGCCAAGAGAAAACUGCAAGCUGUGUUGAGAGAGUGCUGCAAGAAUGUCCUGUACCUUGGAGCAAGACCAUCAACGCCUUUGCUGUUCACGCUGAAAACCUUUCUAUGGAGAUGGGUGCUGUAGUGAAGAAACAAAGACAUUUGGCUGGCAUCAAAGUAGUUCUGGACAAAUAUGACUUGCUUCCAUUGCUGGACGAGGGAGAGCAUUCCCUGGAUAUCAUCUAUGCUUUCCGAGCAAUUUUCUUCCAUCAGCAACCUAGCAUGCUCGAGGAUGCGUUUGUAAUUUCCACCAUUAGAUCAGGCUCUCGAUUAGAUGUUCACACCUUCUACAUUGUCCAUCUCCUGGAUUACUUCAAAAUGGGAGAAGCAACAAAGUAUUUGGAAUCGCUCUGUUGUGAGGAAAGAGAGCCUGUUUGCGAAAUGAUGAUGUGCAAAGUAGAGUCCUACAUUUUUUUUGAAAUGGUGGAUGAAGCAGUGGAUAUUGCGGCCUUUCUGACAAUUGUGGAAGAUUGUUUAAAAGAUUUGUGGAAGAGUAAAAUGGGCAAAAUUCAACUUCAAGUUGAAGUUCGUGAACUUCACAAAAGGAUCGAAUCGCUGCAAAACCGUAUACGUGCUCUAACCAAAAUCAACGUCGCAUCAACCAGGGAGGCAUUCCAUGAAAAUUCCAAGGGAGAUGAAAUUGCUAUCAUGGAAUCAUGGAAGCGUGCUUGUGCUGUAGGAAAGCUAGCAGAGCAAUCAAGCUCUGAAAUAGCUUUGAUGUUUGCUAAAAACAACUGGUCUCUUAAGAGUGUGAAAUUUUUAGAAGCCAUUCUCACGGAUUCCUUGCAAGAUCCGAUUACCAUUAAGGAGGUAGACAUGGUCCUUGAUUUAGUUGAAAACAUUCCUGCCACAAACCUGGAAAUCAUUGAACUAACCCAACUGAUCGUUGGGCGCUCAACGCUCCUUUGUCCAACUGGUUGUAUCACAACUCUGCUGGAAAAAGCAACCAAACUUUCAAAUAUGGCAGAUCUAAUGAAACAUAGCAGCUUGGAAACUACUCUUGAAGAAUUUGGUUUAGGAGAAAUGAUGUCAACCAAGGACCCAUUUGUUUCUUGGUCGUUUUCUCCAGUGUUUGAUGACUCUCCAGUGAAUGUGAAAUCUAGCUCCGAAACUCUCAACAUCAUUCAAAGAGCAGAUAGUCAACUCGCCAGUGGAAAUCCAGAGAACACUGAGAGGGUUUUUUCACAUUUAGAGAAACUUCAAGUUGAUCGUUGCGACCUCUUGGCAUUCUGCCUCAUCUGCAAGUACCUUUGCAAGAAUUCUAAGGACCCAGAAAUUGCAAACGUGCUCAAAAAUUCGAAGAAAUCCCUCAUUCAAUCUCUUUUGAGCAAAGUUUUACAAGAUCGUAAGGCUGACUUAACUCUGGCUUUGGAGUUACUCCUAACUUUUGAUCUUCCUGAUGCUCUCAACUGGUUGGAGACUUCGAUCGCAAGAGUCAGGAAUGACUGCAACCACCUGUUCCGCAUCGCUCAACUUGGAAUUGAUUACUCCUCAAUCCUUCAGAACCGAGAACACAUUCCCAAGCUUGCUAACUUACUCAUGCUGUCUUGCUGGGGGAAAAAAUUGAAAAAGUUGGGACUUUCACCAAGGGGAAUUAUGAGUCAACAUUUCACUGAUCAGGAAAACACCUUGAUGAAAAUAAUGCUUCAAAAGCCAUAUGAACCACUUUCAACUUUGGCCAAGUUUUGCAAAGACUUUGGCCUCGAGGUGAAUGUCGAGAUCAUCAGGUUGGUUGAGUCAAUGAUUCUCAACUGGAAGCCCAACUUGGAACUCAAGAAAUCCCAAUGUGGACAAGAACAGUUAGUAGUUAUGAAAGAUAAAGAGUUUGAGAAAAGAGUCAUUCGGCUGGUUCGACAACUGCAUCCCAAGUAUUUCAAAGUGUUUGGGGACAAAGUGGACAACAUUUGGGACAAACUGAAUCCCUACCAUUAUGAAAUGUUUGGGUGUCUGCUGACCUUGAAGAAGUGCAUCAUUGGUCCUCAAUUUUCAAGCAUCCAGUCAGAUAUUCUCACCUUCCUUGAGCCUUACAAACGUUCUGUCACACCUAGAGGAGCUGAAAUUGACAGAUGGUUGAGCGCCAAUCCAGAUGAAACUGUUCUUCCUGAAUUAGCCAACUAUCGCCUUCCCUUCCCUUCAUUCAUGAAUGAUGUUCUGAAUAUCAUCAAGUCUGAAGUUACCUUAAACAACUACAUGAUUUGGCUGAAGGCACCAACCGCUCUCAACCUUGAUGCUGAUGAGAUCUGCAUUUCGGCCAUAAAGAACUCGAUUACAGAUGAAGUACGUCUCGGUGACUUGUCUGAGUGGAACUUAAGAUCAAGCGAAAAGUUAGUUGAAGAAGUCAGUGAAUGUGCUGGCCACAUGAAGGAUUUACCAGCUGCAGCUGCGAUUUUGGACUACGCCUGCAAGAGAAUCCCUUUGGGUCAGGACAGAAUUUCGCUAAUGGACCUUUGCCAUCAAAAGCUGCUUGCUGCAGAAGAAGAAAGGGGGCCAGAUGCAUCAGUCAACUUGGAACACAAGGUUUCAAGCAAGCUGACAUUAUACUGUGUGGUUCACGCUUUGCAUGCAUACAACUUAGCUCAGCAGCAGUAUCUAGAGCUGGCCAGUCGACCUGAAGAGUUGAUCGAAGCCCUGUAUAGAGACGCCUCUAUCAUUGAAAGGGUGUGUGGAGGUGUUGGGAGCUAUCCAGAUAUUCACAGUGCUGUUGGAAAUAUUGCGCACAUCACUUCCCUGGACAUUGUGCAAAUUCGAUUUAACAUUUUGAGCAACCUCUUGUUUUCUGAAUCAUCCUACACUGACUCUCUUGAUGAGUCGUUUGUUGAUAUUACGAAAGCCUGGCAGCAGUACAACAAAGAAUCUGUUUCCAAUACUCUGGAGUCUAACACCAAUUUACUGAAAGCUCAAUACAUGUUGGAAGCUGGUGAUCGGAUGUCUAAUUUGGACUUUUUGAUCAGUAUAAUAAACAAUGACAAUAUACCGUGCAGCAACAGCGUUCGCUUGAAAGCAUGGCGCCUUCUGCUUGGAUUGGCUCCGCUAAGUACCAUUUCAGAAGGUACUGCCAUGCCUGAAACAGACAUUGACGAACAUAUGAGGAUCCUCUACUUCUUGAGCGAACUUGAGAUGAUACAAGGCCAAGUUGGAAUCUCAGUCACUCAUUUCAAAGGCACAGACAAAAAGGCCUUUGUAGAUGGCUUGUGGCACAACCAUUCGUCUAAUCCCAGAGCACUGAUGUUGAUAUCAAGAGUUGCAGUCUCUUAUGAAAUACUCAACAGUAGCCUCUGGCAGAACCUGCUCACUAAAAUGAUCCACUUGAAAAUGGAGAAAGAGCUGUUGGAGUUGAUGCCAAAGAUGAAUUCAUUUGUAAACUUGUUCCACCUACAGCCCUUCAUUAGGGCUUGGAAUUUCUCAAUCGCAGCGCCUUUUUCCAAAGCUGAUUCUCCAAUGACUCCUGAGCAGUUCAACUUGUGCAAGCAAAACUUGAUUCUUCUGCAAAAGUGUCCUAUCUCAUGCCACAUUGACAUACAAAAUAUUUUCAACCUCAGUCUCACAAAACAAAGACCAGAAUUGGCCGCAGUGCUGAUACCUUACCUGCCUCCGCAGCAAUCAAAGAGGCUGAUUCAGGAAAUUCUCAAGUCUGUAGACCUUGCGGAGUUGGAAAUACGGCUGGCCAAACUUGAGGAUGACAUGAUGGGCUUUCCUGUACUAAGAGUGAGAAGUAUGAUCAAACCAACAGCAAAUGAGAACUAACUCUUCUAGGGCGAAAACUUCACUUAAUAUUAGAAUUUUUUUCCGAGCUGGAAGUGGAGCUAUAGUUAAAUAGUAAAUAUAUUAAAUUAUCAUUUUCAUUAAGUGGAACGUAAUCUCAUUUAUUUUUUAUUCUACUAAGUGCCAAGAAAAUAUGAGCUUAAAUGCGCCGAUUGUUGAUAAAACUAAUAAAAUAUUGACUUUCAUUUCA